AUGUUAGCAUACGGCUUAGCUCCAGAUGCGGUUGACGAAUACCUGCUUAUAAGUCAAUCAACGGGAAAAAACUCGCUACUACAUUUCAUUAGUGGGGUAAUCAAGCACUUUGAAGCUGACUACUUGAGGAGUCCAACAGAUGAAGACUUACGGAUGAUCCUUCAUCGAAAUAAAGAGCGUGGAUUUCCCGGAAUGAUUGGUAGUAUUGACUGCAUGCAUUGGGAGUGGAAGAAUUGCCCUAUGGGUUGGAAAGCUCAGUAUGCUGGCCGUAGUGGAUCAGCAACUCUCAAUUUGAAAGUUGUUGCUGACUAUGAUCUUUGGAUUUGGCAUGCUUUUUUUGGUAUUCCAGGUACGUGCAAUGACCUUAAUGUCCUAUAUCGCUCUCCUGUUUUUGAUGAUGUUUUGCAAGGUGUAGCACCCCCUAUACGUUUUACUGUUAAUGGGCAUCAAUACAACAUGGCAUACUACCUAACCGAUGGUAUCUAUCCGAACUGGGCUACCUUCAUCCAAGGAAUUACUCUGCCUCAAACCGAUAAGCAAAGACUCUUUUCGGUAAAGCAAUCCGCGGUUCGAAAAGAUGUUCAGCGUGCUUUUGGAGUUUUACAAGCGAGAUUUGCAAUUUUAAGGCAGCCAUCACUUGUGUUUAACGAAGACAUAUUAGGCGAUAUCAUGAAAGCUUGUAUAAUUAUGCAUAACAUGGUUGUUGAGGAUGAACGCCAUACUUAUAUGCGCUACGAAGAGUUAAGAAAUUCUUAUGAACAACGACCUCCUCCGCGCGCUACAGGAGGGGCCAGUUCAAGCACGACGGUAAAUAACGAUGAACCUUUUGAGGUUAACUUAGGGAGGCCGAUCAACUUAAACAAUUAUCUGACUAGAAGAACCGCUAUGCGUAAUAGAGAAGUGCAUGACUCCCUUAAACAUGAUUUAAUGGAACACAUUUGGCAAAAAUUUGGACGCAACAAUCAUUAA
Molecule: messenger RNA, 969 nt
Organism: Spinacia oleracea (spinach)
Lineage: Eukaryota; Viridiplantae; Streptophyta; Magnoliopsida; Caryophyllales; Amaranthaceae
Exons: 1
Coding region: 1-969 (322 amino acids)
Source: RefSeq, a predicted model, not a curated record